CCGCCAUCUCACGAUAUGACCAAAAACAGGCCCCCACAGCACACACACGGCCGGUAUCAUGAUCAACUAAUACAUAGCAGCUCUCGGUGCCACAGUAGUGGUCUAGUAGUGCUUUUAGUACUUAUUCAGUUCACACAGUUUUAGAGCAAUUCGCGGGAAUAGGAUCAAUUUGUGGAGGGCCCGAAGCAAAAGGGACCGUAGUUAUCAGCGAACAUCCAUCUGCAUAACAAACUAUCAACUCGCACAGUUCGUACGACGAAACGCCCCUCGCCAACGAUCCACGAACGAGAACCCCGCGGCCCGGGACCCGGGCAGAAACACUAUAUGAGCUCAUCGCGCUCAUCGAAGGGGUCAUCUCAACUCUCUACUGAACCACCACCAUGAGCGGCAAACUUGCUUCAGAAUACGAUUCCUGGAAGAAACUCCAGCACAUCUACGACACUGAGCGUUCCAAGCUCGUUCUCAAAGAGCUCUUCGCUCAGGAUCCUGAUCGAUUUUCCAAAUUUUCAGCGGAGUACAACUCUAAGGAUGGCCCCGAUGUUACCUUCCUUCUGGAUUACUCAAAAAAUCUGAUCACGAAACCGAUUCUCGAGACUUUGCUUGCACUCGCUAAGGAAGCAGAAGUCGAGGCAUUUAGAGACAAAAUGUUCGCGGGCGAGCACAUCAACACAUCCGAAGAUCGAGCAGUUCUUCACGUUGCUCUGCGGAACUUCAAUGACUUCAAAAUCGAGGAGGCUGGUACCGAGGAAGUGGACGCCGUCCUUGAGCACAUAAAGAAGUUCACGGACGCGGUCCGAAGUGGAGAAUGGAAGGGCUACACUGGGAAGACCAUCAAUGCCAUCGUCAACAUCGGCAUCGGUGGAUCAGACCUGGGUCCAGUCAUGGUAACUGAAGCGCUUAAGCCUUAUUCCAAGCGUGAUCUCAAAGCGCAUUUUGUGUCCAACAUCGAUGGAACCCACAUCGCCGAGACCCUCCGAGAAUGUGAUCCUGAACGUACUCUCUUCAUCAUUGCUAGCAAGACGUUCACUACACAAGAAACGAUCACCAAUGCCGAGACUGCCAAAACUUGGUUCCUUGAUUCAGCGAAGGAGGGACAGCACGUCGCGAAACACUUCGUGGCGCUCAGCACCAACACCAAGGCCGUUACUGCAUUUGGUAUCGACAAGGAGAACAUGUUCCAAUUCUGGGACUGGGUUGGUGGCAGAUACAGUUUGUGGAGCGCUAUUGGCUUGUCGAUCGCGCUAGUCAUCGGACACGAUAACUUCAAGGCGUUGCUCAAAGGUGCACAUGGAAUGGAUAAGCAUUUCAAAGAGACGCCCCUCGAGAGGAAUCUUCCGGUCUUGCUCGCGAUCGUCGGAAUCUGGUAUACCUCCUUCUAUGGGUCUCAAACUCAUGCCCUUCUCCCAUACGAUCAAUACCUUCACAAGUUCGCGGAUUACUUCCAGCAGGGCGAUAUGGAGUCGAACGGGAAAUCGAUCACAAAAGGUGGCCAGCGCGUGGACUAUCAAACUGGGCCAAUUAUCUGGGGUGCAUCUGGUACCAACGGGCAGCACUCCUUCUAUCAGCUUGUUCACCAGGGUACAAAGUUGAUCCCAGCUGACUUCAUCGCACCCACGACGUCCCACAACCCUAUAGCCAAUUCCAAGCACCACCGCAUCCUCCUCUCCAACUUCUUCGCUCAACCAGAGGCCCUGGCUUUUGGAAAGACGGAAGAACAGGUCCGCCAGGAUUUGGGACCGAAUGCUUCCGAAGCUCUGGUAAAGAGUAAAAUCUUCGAAGGCAACAGACCUAGCAACUCGAUUAUGUUCCCACUUUUGACACCUGCAACGCUCGGUGCCAUUAUUGCGAUGUACGAACACAAGAUAUUCGUCCAGGGUAUCGUUUGGGGUAUCAAUUCAUUCGAUCAAAUGGGCGUUGAACUCGGCAAGGUCCUGGCGAAGAGCAUUCUUUCUCAGUUGGACAAACCAGAAGACGUCAAAGGACAUGACAGCUCGACCACCGGAUUGAUUCAUUACUACCAGAAAUACAGGAAGGAGUAAAAGAGGCCGUGCUACCAAAGUAUGUGGACCAUCAUUAGAACACGAUGACCGUUAAGGAGGUAAAAAAACAAUGGAUGUAUGUAAAUGUAUAUCAGACGACUUUAUAUCAGACGACUUUGUUUCCUAGCUCA
Messenger RNA from Marasmius oreades (fairy-ring Marasmius), 2170 nucleotides. RefSeq names its product phosphatidylinositol N-acetylglucosaminyltransferase subunit gpi1 (gene GPI1). Gene Ontology annotation, cellular component: cytosol. Lineage: Eukaryota; Fungi; Basidiomycota; Agaricomycetes; Agaricales; Marasmiaceae. The record is from RefSeq and is a predicted model, not a curated record. Gene Ontology annotation, molecular function: carbohydrate derivative binding; glucose-6-phosphate isomerase activity; monosaccharide binding. Gene Ontology annotation, biological process: gluconeogenesis; glucose 6-phosphate metabolic process; glycolytic process. Bases 381 to 2039 code for a protein of 552 amino acids. The transcript has 7 exons.